AUGGCGCAGAUGAAAGGCUUAAUUUUAAUUCUGGCAAUAAUUUGCCAAAUAUGCCACGGAUAUGUACGAGACAAGACACCAUAUCGUGACACAGACUGUCUAGAUGGGACUCCAGUGGGUAUUGGUGUGGACAGUGGGUCCAGGAUCCCUGAUGGCAAUAUGUGGGCUUCAUCAUCAACCAGCAGUAUCAGGCUUCCUGCUAGAGGCCGACUCAUGGAAACUGCAGGAUCCUGGACAUCUAAGGUACAGAACUCUGCACAGUACCUUGGAAUAGACCUGGGACGGGAAUACCUUCUGACACGACUACAGACCCAGGGACGACAGGGCACUGACGAAUAUGUUACAGAGUUCAUGCUUUCCUUCUCUGUCGACCGUAAAACUUGGCGUUUCUACUCCAAUGAGUUUGGUAUCAGAGAGAUGUUUAUUGGUAACAGCAAUGGUGACAUGGUAAAAACAAACACGCUGAAGUACCCAGUGGUGGCACGCUAUGUCCGCUUUCACCCGUCCCGUUGGAACAUGGUCAUCUCUAUGAGAGUGGAAGUACAGGGUUGUCCUUACAAUUCACAAACAGUGAGGUUUGAUGGUGGCACUAGUUACAUUAGUUACGACCUCAGCAGGCAAGUUCCUCCACCAAGCAGUAUUGAGGACAACAUCAAACUCCGCUUCAAAACUAACAAACAAGAUGGUGUCAUUCUUUUUGCUGAUGGUAACCAGGGUGAUUACUUGUCACUUGAACUGGUUGGAGGAACACUGUAUUUCCAUCUAGAUUUAGGCUCCACUACAAAAGUUGCUGGGACCACUGACCAGCUCGGAGGUAAUAUGCUGGAUGACAGCCAGUGGCAUGAUAUCAUAAUACGACGAAAUCGAACUACUGUGAUGCUGAUUGUGGACAGGAUGGAGACUCGUUUUGAAAGCAAUGGAGCAUUCUACCGACUCAAUGUUGACAAGAAGAUAUACAUUGGGGGUGUGCCAAGUUUUGAUCAACAAGGUUUGACUGUGAAGACCAACUUCGCAGGAUGUCUGGAAAAUGUUGUGUUCAACAGUCUGAAGAUUAUUCGCGAUGCCCAGGCUGGACAAACUGGUUACCAGAUGGUUGGGUCUGUGCCUGAUCCCUGGAACUGCAAGUUCACCGCACCUAUCCCAAUGACCUUCUUCACAUUUGACUCGUUUGCUGUGCUGAAGGGAUUCGAUGCAGGUGGUGCUAUUCGUCUCCAGUUUGAUUUCCGUACCCACGACGAGGACGGCAUCCUUCUCCAUCACGACAUGGAGGAUGGUGGAUCAAUAGAGGUCAAGCUGGAUGGUGUAGGUUAUGUGACCUAUAAACUAGUGACCAAGGAUAAUCAGAUCAUCGAGGAUAUGGUUCGUAACACUGCUCUGGAUGCCAAAUCUCAAGGCUUUGCUGAUGGAUUGUGGCACUCUUUUCACCUGCAUGCCAAUGAACAGAUGUUGAACAUCACUGUUGACCGAAAUGCCAAAGUCUCACGCCGCAGUCUAACUAUAUCUGCCGGUUCAACUUACUAUCUUGGUGGAUACACUCUGGGGAUAAGUUUCCGUGGAUGUAUGCGAUCUAUUGAAAUUGAUGUGACACCAGUUGAUUUGAACAGCAUAUCCUCAUCGGACACAAAGGACGUGGAAGUUGGAACAUGUGGACUGGUUGACAGAUGCACUCCGAACCCUUGUGAACAUGAUGGUGUAUGUACUCAAGACUGGAGCAAUUUUAACUGUGACUGCCAGGAAUCUGGAUACACUGGUGAAGUGUGCCACAUCUCAUCCUACUAUCUUUCCUGUGAGAUGUACAAGAUGUACACUAAAAAUGAUGGAUUGGAGCCAGCUAUCAUUGACCCUGAUGGAUCGGGACCUCUCAAACCAUUUAAGGUCCAGUGCAAUGGCAAAAAUGAAGUGGGCAAACCUGUGGAAACAUGGAUUGGCCAUGACAGUGAAGAAGAUAUCCGUGUGGAUGGUUAUCAGGCACCAAAUUAUUAUGUCCGUAAGAUUGGUUACAGCGCCUCAUCCAUUGAUGAAUUGACAGAAGUCAUUGAGCGAUCGGUCAGCUGCCAUCAGACCAUUGAAUACAAGUGUAACAACUCACGUCUUCUUGCCAAACCAAAUGAUUCCCCAGAUUUGCACUACGCUUGGUGGGUAGGAAGGACAUUCCAACCCAUGUAUUACUGGGGAGGAGCAGCUCCAGGGUCAGACAAAUGCUACUGUGGAUUGACUGAGAAGGGCUGCACUGGUGGGCUGGCCACAUGUAACUGUGACUCUGGUCUGUCCACCUCUGAUAGUGGUCAGUUAGUCCACAAAGAGUACCUACCAGUGAUGGAACUUCACUUUGGUGACACAGGAACGACCACUGACAGUAGACUAGGGUUUCAUAAGGUUGGACCCCUCAUCUGUCAGGGAGACAAUCUCCUUGACAAUGUGAUUACAUUCCGCAAGGCAGAUGCUACCAUCAAACUGGCUACAUUCGAGGCAGAACCAUCGGGAGAUAUCUGGUUCCAGUUCAAGACGACAGCCAUGGAUGGCGUUAUCAUCCACAACAUUGGAAACUCCUUGGAUGGAAGUGCUGACUUCAUCCAAGUCAGAUUAUUUAACGGUGAUACAAUUGGGUUCAGCUACAACAAUGGUAAUGGUAUUAAGGUGCUGGAGUACAAGUCGACCAACGCCCUCAACAACAAUUUCUGGCACACAGUCCAUGUAGAGAGAAAUAGGAAGCAAGCUUGGCUUCGUGUAGAUAACUUCCCUGAGAAAUACCUUAACGAAGGUCAAGAUGAGGUCACACGUGCCCUUGACCUAAUGGGAUAUCUUGUUGUUGGUGCUACAGUGGAGGACAAAAAUGGCUUUGUUGGCUGCAUAAGAGGUCUGAGAGUGAAUGGUGUGCUGCAGGACCUCCGUGGGCUGGUGGAGCGUGGCGACUUCUACUAUGGCGUGUCUGUCAACUGUAACGGAAAGUGUAACAGUAAUCCAUGCAUGAAUGGAGGCACAUGUAUAGAGGGAUAUUCUGGCUACACCUGCGACUGUGCAUACACACCAUGGAGAGGAUGGAUGUGUGGUAGAGAGGUUGGAGUAAAUCUUCAGACCAACUACCAGAUAAAAUAUACAUUUGACAAAAGCCAGGGAUUGUCUGCCACAGACUUCAUGAAAAUUCGUGUUGGUUUUACCACUAAGAAAAAGCAAGGCAUUCUUCUUCAGCUCCGGGAUGCUGAGAACACAGAGUAUGUGUCACUGGAGAUCAACAACAGUGGUGGAAUAAAAUUUGUUGUUGAUGUUGGUUCUGAACGAUGGGAGUUGAACACCCCUAAUCAUGGAAUAGACUAUACUAAUGGACAGCAACAUGAGGCCAAGAUGAAGAGAGAAGGUCCAGGUGGCAGGAAUGUCCACUUACAGGUGGACAACUAUCCUGAGGCAAUUGACACUCUGGGUGCUUCUCUCAGUGACAGCAUCCUCAACAACCCCAAAUAUCUAUUUGUUGGAAGUAAUGACACCAAAAACAGUGCUAAGGGAUUUGAAGGCUGUAUCUACCGGAUGCAGGUUGACAACAUUUACCCACUGAAACGUGCCUUCCAGGAUCCUAGGCCAUCUUUUGUACAGCUGAACCCAACAGGGAAAGUACGAGAGGACAUGUGUGGAUUUGAAGAGAUCACAAAGCCCCCAGAUCCGAUUGAGACGAGACCUGUUGCUGGAGGUCCAUAUACAAACAUCACUUUCCCCUAUAGCGAUGACGGCCUCACCGCUACAGAAAGGGGCAUCAUUGGAGGUGUUGUUGCUCUGAUCUUCCUCAUCAUCAUCAUCCUGGCCAUCAUUGGUUUCAUCUACUUCCGUGAAAAGGGUGAUUACAGCACAAAAGAAGCCAAAGGUCAAGAUCUUGCUGAUAACCCCGACACUGCUGUUGUCUACAAUCAGACAGGAGUGCCAGACAUCGCCAAGCGGCGAGAAUGGUUUAUAUAAAUACUUACAGCAACAAAAUCUUUAAAUCUUCAAGUACUUCAUGUCCAUAGGCAUACAGAGGUCA
Ylistrum balloti is the source of this 4009-nucleotide messenger RNA. RefSeq names its product neurexin-4-like. NCBI's taxonomy places the organism in Eukaryota, Metazoa, Mollusca, Bivalvia, Pectinida, Pectinidae. The coding region runs from base 1 to 3945 and encodes 1314 amino acids. The record is from RefSeq and is a predicted model, not a curated record. The transcript is spliced from 24 exons.